Penicillium griseofulvum is the source of this 11334-nucleotide messenger RNA. Its product is annotated as AMP-dependent synthetase/ligase. Gene Ontology annotation, biological process: secondary metabolite biosynthetic process; amino acid activation for nonribosomal peptide biosynthetic process. Bases 1 to 11334 code for a protein of 3777 amino acids. Lineage: Eukaryota; Fungi; Ascomycota; Eurotiomycetes; Eurotiales; Aspergillaceae. The record is from RefSeq and is a predicted model, not a curated record. Gene Ontology annotation, molecular function: phosphopantetheine binding; catalytic activity. Gene Ontology annotation, cellular component: cytoplasm. The transcript has a single exon.
AUGACUCAACUGAAGCCAUUGAACGGAACCACGCCGAUAGGCUUCUCGGCCACAACAUCCCCGAACACCAGUGGGAGUUCGAGUGUGAAGAAUGGUACCAUUAAACCCAAAAAUGGCGUCUUCAACCCCAGCAAUGGGGACAUCAUAGACCCUCGCAGUGGGUAUGGGGUCGGCGGCAGUAUCCGCGUCCGUUUCCGCGGAGGAAUUGAACGGUGGAAGGAGUGUGUCAACCAGAUCCCCGAACGCUGCGAUCUGAGUGGUCUAGCAACCGACUCUACGCAAUAUCAGCUCGCAUCUACUGGGUUCAGCCACGCAAGCGCUGCCUACCAGGCGCGCUUGAUGACGGUCCCUGUUGACGUACAUUCCGCGCUCCAAGAGCUAUGCCUAGAACGCCGUGUCAACCUGGGAUCUGUCAUUAAUUUCGCCGUGCAUCAGAUGCUGAAAGGGUUUGGAAAUGGCACACACACCAUCACCGCCUCUCUGCACUGCGAACAGAACCCGCAGAAUUCUUCUCCAUCCUGGGUGGUCUCCCCCACAAUCGUCACCCAUGAGAACAGAGACGGAUGGUCCGUCGCGCAGGCGGUUGAGAGUAUCGAAGCGGGGCGCGGCUCGGAGAAGGAGUUAGUAACUACGAUUGACUCCGGGUCAAGUCUCGUGAAAAUGGGGUUAUUUGACUUACUCGUCAGCUUUGUCGAUGCAGAUGAUGCUCAUAUUCCCUGUUUUGACUUUCCCCUAACAGUGAUAGUGCACGAGUGUGAUGCCAGCCUCUCGCUGACUCUUCGGUUCUCCGACUGUCUCUUCAGCGAGGAGACGAUAUGCAAUUUUACCGAUGCCCUAAACAUCUUGCUCGCCGAAGCAGUGAUAGGAAGAGUUACUCCGGUUGCCGAUAUCGAACUGCUGUCCACGGAGCAGAAGCAGCAGCUCGAAGUGUGGAACAACACGGAUGGCCAGUACCCUUCAUCAAAGCGACUGCACCAUCUCAUCGAAGAGGUGGUUGAACGCCACGAAGACAAAAUUGCCGUUGUCUGUGAGGAGCGAAAGCUCACUUACGGCGAGCUCAAUGCCCAAGGCAACCGCCUCGCACGCUAUCUCUGUUCCCUUGGAAUCUUGCCCGAACAGCUAGUUGCGCUUUUUCUCGACAAGAGCGAGAAGCUCAUUGUUACCAUCCUCGGCGUAUGGAAGUCCGGCGCCGCCUACGUGCCCAUCGACCCGACUUAUCCGGAUGAGCGAGUCCGCUUCGUGCUGGAUGACACCAAAGCACAAGCUAUAAUCACCAAUAAUCGACACGUGGAGAGGCUCCAGCGAGAGGUCAUCGGCGAUAGAAAACUCCGCAUUAUCCCCCUAGAGCCUUUGUUGGCCUUCCUUGCUCAGGAUUCCUCAAGAUUUCCCGCGCAUAACUUGGAAGACCUACCACUCACGAGCCAGCAGCUCGCCUACGUGACAUACACCUCUGGGACCACUGGUUUUCCAAAGGGCAUAUUGAAACAACACACCAAUGUGGUGAACAGUAUCACCGACCUUUCUGCAAGGUACGGGGUGGCCGGGAAGCACCACGAAGCCAUUUUGCUCUUCUCGGCUUGCGUGUUCGAGCCGUUUGUUCGACAGACGCUCAUGGCACUUGCAAAUGGUCAUCUCCUCGCAGUUAUCAAUGACGUGGAAAAAUAUGAUGCAGACACGCUUCUCCCGUUCAUACGCAGACACAGAAUAACUUAUCUCAAUGGCACUGCCUCUGUUCUGCAAGAGUACGACUUUUCCGACUGCCCAUCACUGAAUCGGAUGAUCCUGGUGGGUGAGAAUCUGACAGAAGCCCGGUAUCUGGCGCUGCGUCAGAGGUUCAAGAAUCGCAUCCUCAACGAGUAUGGCUUUACUGAGUCGGCCUUUGUAACGGCCCUCAAGAUUUUCGAACCGGACUCGACCCGUAAGGAUACGAGUCUGGGGAGUCCGGUGCGUAAUGUGAAGUGCUACAUUCUCAAUCCGGCCCUCAAGCGUGUCCCGAUUGGAGCUACAGGAGAGCUACAUAUCGGAGGUUUAGGUAUUUCCAAGGGAUACCUCAACCGUCCUGAACUGACGCCGCACCGCUUCAUUCCUAACCCCUUCCAAACGGAUCGCGAGAAGCAGCUCGGAAUCAACAGCUUGAUGUACAAGACCGGUGACUUGGCCCGCUGGCUUCCGAACGGCGAGGUUGCGUAUCUUGGACGCGCGGAUUUCCAGAUCAAACUGCGAGGCAUUCGAAUAGAACCUGGUGAAAUAGAGGCGACGCUGGCUAUGUAUCCUGGGGUCCGAACCAGUUUGGUGGUGUCCAAAAAGCUGCGCAACGGUCCGGAGGAAACUACCAACGAGCACCUCGUGGGUUAUUAUGUUUGCCACAGCGUCUCAGUGUCCGAGGCAGAUCUGUUAUCCUUUUUAGAGAAGAAACUGCCACGAUACAUGAUUCCGACGCGGUUAGUACAGCUGUCGCAGAUCCCAGUGAAUGUGAACGGGAAGGCGGACCUGCGCGCCUUGCCAGCCGUCGAUAUCUCCAAUUCCACAGAGAUCCAUUCCGACCUUCGAGGCGAUAUGGAAAUAGCCCUUGGGGAAAUCUGGGCCGACGUGCUGGGCGCUCGCCAGAGAUCGGUCUCUCGCAAUGACAACUUCUUCCGCCUCGGAGGGCACAGCAUCACCUGUAUUCAACUGAUCGCACGCAUCCGACAACAACUGUCGGUCAGUAUCUCCGUCGAAGAUGUCUUCGCAACAAGGACACUUGAGCGCAUGGCGGACCUUCUACGGAACCAACAGCAGGAGAAAUCCAAGGAAAGCCAUGAGGCGCCGGCAGAGCUACUUGAGGAGAAACCAGCCACGGACAAUGUCUACCUAGCAAACAGUCUUCAGCAGGGCUUCGUCUACCAUUACCUCAAGAGCAUGGAGCAAUCCGACGCCUAUGUAAUGCAGUCCGUCAUACAAUACAACACCGCAUUGUGUCCAGAUCUGUUUCAGAGAGCCUGGAAGCAUGCACAGCAGUCCUUUCCGGCACUGCGGCUGCGGUUCUCAUGGGAGAAGGAGGUUUUCCAACUGAUAGAUCAGGAUCCCCCAUUGGACUGGCGUUUCCUCUGCUUCAUCGACGUUCCCGUAGGUGCUGUCGAGGACCGGAAGUUGGAUGACUUGCGGCGUCAAGACCUUACGGAGAGAUUCAAGCUGGAUGCGGGCAGACUGUUCCGCGUCUAUGUGAUUAAACACAGCGACAAUCGCUUCACAUGCCUUUUCAGCUGCCACCAUGCAAUCCUAGAUGGUUGGAGUCUCCCACUUUUGUUCGAAAGCGUUCACGAGACCUACCUGCAACUGGUGCAUGGGAGCAAUCUCACCCCGUCCGUGAAUGACCCUUACACCCGCACCCAGCAGUAUCUCCACGCUCACCGUGAGGAUCACCUCGACUUUUGGGCUAGGGUGGUUCAGCAGAUCGACGAACGGUGUGAUAUGAACGCCUUGUUGAAUGAACGCAGUCGUUACAAAGUCCAGCUGGCAGACUACGACCAAGUGCAGGAGCAGCGACAGCUGACGAUUGCCCUCUCUGGAAACGCAUGGCUAGCGGAUCUUCGUCAGAUCUGCUCCGGCCAGGGCAUUACCUUACAUUCUAUCCUCCAAUUUGUUUGGCACGCCGUGCUACACGCUUAUGGUGGUGGCACCCACACCAUCACCGGCACGACAAUAUCUGGAAGGAACCUGCCCAUCGUGGGAAUUGAACGGGCCGUUGGUCCUUAUAUCAACACGCUACCGCUGGUACUCGAUCAUUCGACGUUCAAGGACAAGACCAUCAUGGAGGCUAUCGAGGAUGUGCAGGCCAAGGUAAACGCCAUGAACAGCCGGGGAAAUGUGGAACUGGGCCGUUUGCACAAAACUGACUUAAAGCACGGAUUAUUCGAUUCUUUAUUCGUGCUUGAAAACUACCCGAAUUUGGACAAAUCCCGAACCCUACAGCACCAGGCUGAACUGAGAUAUUCGAUCGAAGGCGGCACUGAAAAGCUGAAUUAUCCGCUGGCUGUCAUCGCGCGCGAAGUCGAGGCGACUGGUGGAUUCACCGUGUCCAUCUGCUACGCCAGUGAGCUAUUUGAGGAGGUCAUGAUCUCCGAGCUUCUUCAUAUGGUCCAGGACACUCUGAUGCAGGUUGCCCGAGGUUUGAAUGAACCUGUCGGUAGCCUGGAGUAUCUCUCAUCUAUCCAAUUGGACCAACUCGCCGCGUGGAAUGCCACGGAAGCAGACUUUCCCGAUACCACACUUCAUGAGAUGUUCGAAAUUGAAGCGAGCCAGAAGCCGGACAAGACAGCCGUGGUCUAUGAAGAGACGUCCUUGACUUACCGCGAGUUGAAUGAGCGGGCGAACCGUAUGGCACAUCAAUUAAGGUCCGACGUCAGCCCCAAUCCCAACGAGAUAUUUGCGCUUGUGAUGGACAAGAGCGAGCAUAUGAUGGUCAGCAUUCUGGCCGUAUGGAAGAGUGGCGGCGCCUAUGUCCCCAUCGACCCUGGGUACCCUGACGACCGCAUUCAAUACAUCCUAGAGGAUACACAAGCUCUAGCUGUCAUCGCGGACUCCUGCUAUCUGCCUCGCAUCAAGCGAAUCGCCGCCUGCGGCACGCCUCUUUAUCCCUCCGGUUUGUCUGCCAACCCGGAUUCCAAGUGGAGCAUAUCGAACCCUUCGCCGUUGAGUCGGAGCACGGACUUGGCUUAUAUCAUUUAUACAUCUGGAACGACCGGCCGGCCUAAGGGGGUCGAGGUAGAGCACCAUGGAGUGGUCAACCUGCAGGUGUCGCUAUCCAAAAUCUUCGGCCUACGGGAUACUGACGACGAGGUAAUCCUCUCCUUUUCCAACUAUGUGUUCGACCAUUUCGUGGAGCAGAUGACCGACGCCAUUCUCAAUGGCCAGACACUACUGGUCCUCAAUGAUGAAAUGCGCGGGGACAAAGAGCGUCUCUAUAGAUACAUUGAGAAGAACCGAGUGACUUACCUGUCUGGCACCCCAUCCGUGGUCUCCAUGUACGAAUUCAGCAGGUUCAAGGACCAUCUACGCCGUGUGGACUGCGUCGGGGAGGCGUUCAGCGAACCGGUCUUCGACAAGAUCCGUGAAACGUUCCAUGGUCUUGUCAUCAACGGCUACGGCCCAACUGAAGUUUCCAUCACCACCCACAAGCGGCUCUACCCAUUCCCAGAGCGACGGAUGGACAAAAGUAUCGGCCGACAGGUCCACAAUAGCACGAGCUAUGUGCUGAACGAGGACAUGAAGCGUACUCCCAUAGGGGCUGUUGGCGAGCUCUACCUGGGUGGUGAAGGAGUGGUACGAGGCUAUCAUAAUCGCGCAGAUGUGACCGCGGAGCGAUUCAUUCCUAAUCCAUUCCAGUCGGAAGAGGAGAAGCGAGAAGGUCGUAACUCCCGUUUGUACAAGACCGGUGACCUGGUACGCUGGAUCCCUGGAAGCAGUGGGGAGGUCGAGUAUUUGGGCCGUAAUGACUUCCAGGUCAAGAUUCGCGGACUGCGCAUCGAACUAGGCGAGAUUGAGGCCAUCCUAUCGUCAUAUCCCGGAAUCAAACAGUCUGUGGUCAUUGCCAAGGACUGCAGAGAAGGGGGUCAGAAAUUCCUGGUUGGUUACUAUGUCGCAGAUGCAGCGCUGCCGUCCGCUGCCAUUCGGCGCUUCAUGCAGUCUCGACUGCCUGGCUACAUGGUGCCCUCUCGUCUCAUUCUCGUCAGCAAGUUCCCCGUCACUCCCAGUGGAAAAUUGGACACCAAGGCUUUGCCUCCCGCUGAAGAAGAGAGCGAGAUUGACGUGGUGCCGCCGCGUAGUGAAAUCGAACGCUCCUUGUGUGACAUCUGGGCGGAAUUACUCGAGAUGCACGCAGAGGAGAUCGGAAUUUACAGCGAUUUCUUCAGCCUGGGAGGUGACAGUCUAAAGAGCACAAAGCUUUCCUUCAUGAUUCACGAGUCCUUUAACCGUGCCGUCUCGGUCAGCGCCCUUUUCUCUCACCGGACAAUUGAAGCCCAGACGCACUUGAUCCUAAACGAUGCUACAGAUGUGCACGAAAUCAGCCCCAUAGAUUGCAAUGACACGCAAAUGAUUCCCGUGUCCCAUGCCCAGGAGCGACUCCUCUUCAUCCACGAAUUUGAGAGUCGCAGCAAUGCAUACAAUAUCAAUACUACCUUUGAACUGCCUGGCUCGGUUGACGCCUCGGUUCUCGAAGAGGCGCUGCGUGGAACCCUUUCUCGACAUGAGGCGUUGAGAACUUUACUAGUCAAGGAUCAAGCAACCGGUGUCUAUCUCCAGAAGGUGCUGAGUCCCAAUGAAGCCCAGGGUAUGUUCUCUGUCACGGUGGGCAUGGCGAGGCAGGUGGAGCGCGUGGACCAAGAGAUAGCCAGUCUAUCCCAGCGUGUCUUUGGCCUCGAUGAUGGACUGCCUUGGGAGGCCCGCAUGCUUAAACUCGAAUCUGGGAGCCUGUAUCUCAUUCUGGCGUUCCACCAUACCAGCUUCGAUGCAUGGUCUUUGAAUAUCUUCCAGCAAGAACUUCGCGCCUUGUACGCAGCGCUCCACAAAACCAAGAGUGCAGCGAACCUUACAGCCCUCAAAGCGCAGUACAAGGAAUAUGCGCUUUACCAUCGCCAGCAACUGUCUAGCGAUCGCGUGCGCAGACUGUCCGACUUUUGGCUGGGGAAACUGAUUGGCUUGGAGCCAUUGCAGCUGAUCACGGACCGCCCACGUCCUGUGCAAUUCAAGUAUGAUGGUGACAACCUCAGUAUGGAACUCAGCAAUAGGGAGACGGAGAACCUGAGGGAGGUGGCUAAACGCUGCAAGUCGAGUCUGUACGUCGUGUUGCUUUCCGUUUAUUGCGUGAUGCUAGCCUCGUACACGAACCAGUCCGAUAUUUCCGUCGGUAUCCCAGUCAGCCACCGAACACAUCCCCAGUUCCAAUCGGUUAUUGGAUUCUUCGUCAACCUCAUGGUGCUUAGGGUAGAUGUUUCUGAGACAGGUAUUUGCGGGCUCAUCAGAAGGGUAAUGAAAGAGCUCGUGGACGCCCAGCUGCACCAAGACAUGCCGUUCCAGGAGGUGACGAAACUGCUGCAGGUGUAUAAUGACCCCAGCCGACAUCCGCUGGUGCAGAACGUGUUCAACUUUGAAUCCCGUGCGAAUGGAGACCACGAUGCCAUGUCGCAGGAUGAGGGGUGGCUUUCAUUCAAUGAAUAUCGGCCGGUUCGGCCCAUGGAUUCCGUUGCAAAGUUCGAUCUAAAUGCAACGAUCACUGAAUUGGAGUCGGGAUUGAGAGUCAACUUCAACUACGCGACCAGCCUAUUCAACAAAAGCACGAUUGAGGGCUUUUUGCAUACCUAUGAAUAUCUCCUGCACCAACUAUCCGAACUGAGCGUAGAAGGGAUCAAGGACGAUACGCAGCUGUCGUUAGUUCACCCGACAGAGAAUGGCGCUCUACACUUGCCAUUGGCACAGUCCCCACUUGCAAUGACUGCUGAGGAGAAGAAAGUGGUGUCGUUGAACCGGGCCUUUGAGCGCGAAGCUUCCCUUGCCGCAGAGAAGAUUGCUGUCGUGCAGGGAGAUAGAGCGCUUGCUUAUGCUGAUCUUAACAAGAAGGCUAACCAGCUGGCACGAUACAUACAGUCUGUCUCCUGUAUUGGGGCCGACGACCGAGUAGCUUUGAUGCUGGACAAGAGCAUCGAGACGAUUAUUUGCAUUCUCGCAAUUUGGAAGGCCGGUGCAGCAUAUGUGCCCUUGGAUCCAACUUACCCACCGGGACGCGUCCAGCUGAUCCUAGAGGAGAUUAAGGCGAAGGCUGUUCUUGUGCACUCCAGUCAUGCCUCGAAGUGUGAACACCAUGGCGCAAAAGUGAUUGCAGUCGACUCGCCCACCAUCGAGAUGGCGAUCAGCCAACAGUCAGCUGCUGAUUUGCCGACAAUUGCUAGCCUCAACAGUCUAGCCUAUAUAAUCUUCACUUCCGGCACUUCCGGCAAGCCAAAGGGAGUCCUAGUCGAGCAAAGGGCAGUUCUUCUUCUACGCGAUGCCCUCCGGGAGCGGUAUUUCGGUCGAGACUGUACCAAGCAUCAUGGCGUGCUGUUCCUUUCCAACUACGUCUUCGACUUUUCCGUCGAACAACUUGUGUUGUCGGUGCUCAGCGGACACAAGUUGAUCGUUCCCCCAGCGGAUUUCGUCGCAGAUGAUGAGUUCUACAAAAUUGCCAACACUCACGGUCUCUCCUAUCUCAGUGGAACACCAUCCUUAUUACAGCAGAUCGAUCUGGCACGACUGGACCAUCAACAGGUUGUGACCGCUGCAGGUGAAGAGCUUCACGCCGCGCAGUACGAAAAGAUGCGCCGCCGAUUCAACGGUCCCAUAUACAAUGCCUAUGGCGUCACCGAGACCACGGUGUACAACAUUAUCACGGAAUUCACAACGAAUUCGACGUUUGAGAAUGCUCUUCGGGAAGUGCUCCCCGGUACGCGAGCGUAUGUACUAAACGCGGCACUUCAGCCCGUCCCCUUCGAUGCUGUCGGAGAGCUAUAUCUGGCCGGCGACUGCGUUACGCGUGGUUAUCUCAACCAACCUCUUCUGACGGAUCAGCGAUUCAUUUCCAACCCUUUCCGCAGCGAGGAGGAUGUUGCCACGGGGCGCUUCGCGCGGCUCUACAAGACCGGCGACCUAGUUCGAUUCCGGUUCAACCAUCAGCAGCAGCCGCAGCUAGAAUACCUAGGAAGAGGUGAUCUGCAGAUCAAGAUGAGAGGAUACCGGAUCGAGAUUUCCGAAGUUCAGAACGUGCUCGCUUCAACUCCCGGCGUCCGGGAGUGUGCAGUCGUUGCCAAGUAUGAGAACAACGAAACCUAUUCCCGGGUCGCUCACUCCCUGGUCGGCUACUAUACCACCGACAAUGAAACGGUAUCGGAAGCCGACAUUCUCACUUUCCUGAAAGCAAGGCUUCCAACGUACAUGAUCCCAAGCCACCUCUGCCGUCUGGAGGGCGCACUGCCUGUGACGAUUAACGGAAAGCUCGACGUCCAGAAAUUGCCGGAGGUUAUCAACGAGUCCGCGCAGUCCUCGUACAGCCCGCCAAAGAACAUAAUCGAGGCCAAGAUGUGCAGACUGUGGGAAUCUGUCUUGGGAAUGGAGCGAUGCGGUAUCGAUGACGACUUAUUCAAACUGGGCGGUGACAGCAUCACGUCUUUGCACCUCGCAGCCCAAAUUCACAACGAGGUGGGUUGCAAGAUCACCGUUCGGGAUAUCUUUGAGCAUCGUACCGUCCGAGCCCUCCAUGAUCACGUCUUCAUGAAGGACUCAGAUCGGAAGAAUGUGCCCCAGUUCCGAACCGAACAAGGGCCGGUCGUCGGCGAGGCACCCCUACUGCCGAUUCAGGACUGGUUUUUGUCAAAGGCUCUACAGCAUCCGAGCUAUUGGAAUCACACUUUCUACGUCCGAACACCAGAGCUCGAUGUUGAUUCGUUGAGCGCUGCUGUCAGGAACUUGCAACAGUAUCACGAUGCUUUCCGCAUGCGACUCAAGCGCGAUGGAAUCAGAUCCGUGCAGUCCUUUGCGGAGGACUUUUCUCCUGUCCAGCUUCGGGUGCUAAAUGUGAAUGAUGUCGACGGGCCCACGGCCGUCAACCAGAUAUUGGACGAGUGGCAGUCUAGCUUCAACCUUGAGAACGGACCCAUCGGUGCCAUUGGCUACCUACAUGGGUACGAAGACCGAUCCGCGCGAAUCUGGUUCUCCGUUCACCAUCUCGCCAUUGACACCGUCAGCUGGCAGAUCCUUGUCCGGGACCUGCAGACGUUGUACCGAAAUGGAAGUCUGGGAAGCAAGGGCAGCAGUUUCCGGCAGUGGGCUGAAGCUAUCCAAAAUUACCAGGCGUCAGGGUCUGAGAGGGACCACUGGAAUAAGCUCAUCAUGGAAACGGCUUCCAGCAUAUCCGCAUUGCCUACGUCGAACCGUUCGCGCGUUCGCCUGAGCAGAAGUUUGAGCGUGGAGAAGACAGCCUCGCUGAUCCAAGGGGGGAUCGAUCGACAGGAUGUCUCCGUAUACGACUCCAUCCUGGCUGCAGUCGGAUUGGCGCUCCAACAUAUCGCUCCAACCGGCCCAAGCAUGGUUACGAUCGAGGGACAUGGUCGUGAAGAAGAAGUGGACCAGACACUGGAUGUCAGCCGCACCAUGGGUUGGUUCACUAGCAUGUAUCCGUUUAAGAUUCCCCGUCUCAGCACCGAGAACCUUAUUCAAGGAGUGGCCGCUGUAAACGAACGGUUCAGACAGGUGCCUGCCCGUGGCGUCGGGUAUGGAGCCUUGUACGGCUAUACUCAACACCCGCUGCCCCAGGUGACCGUCAACUACCUGGGCCAGCUCGCUUGCAAGCAAUCAAAGCCAGACGAAUGGGUCCUCGCUGUUGGCGACAACGAAUUUGAAUACGGACUCAUGACUAGCCCAGAGGACAAAGACCGGAGCUCUUCUGCCAUCGACGUCACGGCCGUGUGUAUCGACGGAACUAUGACCAUCAAUGUGGACAGUGCUUGGAGCCUUGAGGAGAGCGAGCAAUUCAUCUCGAGAAUCGAGGAAGGACUGAACAAGAUCAUUGACAGCAGGAGAAGCGAAAAGCCGUCGCCAUUCCCGGCUGUUCCUCAACCGGCCAAGACAUACACCCCAUAUUUCGAGUAUCUGGAGCCUCCACGACAGGGUCCGACGUUGUUCUUGCUACCGCCGGGAGAAGGAGGUGCCGAGAGUUACUUCAACAACCUCGUCAAGCGGCUGCCUCAGACCAACAUGGUGGUCUUCAACAACUACUACUUGCACAGCAAACGCCUGCGCACUUUCGAGGAGCUGGCGGAAAUGUAUGUCGACCAGGUACGAGGCAUCCAACCACACGGACCGUAUCACUUCAUCGGAUGGAGCUUCGGAGGAAUUCUCGCAAUGGAAAUGUCGCGGCGGCUAGUAGGCUCGGACGAGAAGAUUGGCUUCCUCGGUAUCAUCGACACCUACUUCAACGUGCGGGGAGCGACACGCACCAUUGGCUUGGGAGACAUUGAGAUUCUGGACCCGAUCCAUCACAUCUACAAUCCCGAUCCGGCGAAUUUCCAACGCCUGCCCUCUGCAACGGAUCGCAUUGUGCUGUUCAAGGCCAUGAGGCCCAACGACAAGUAUGAAUCCGAGAACCAGCGUCGCCUGUACGAGUACUAUGACGGCACUCGACUCAACGAUCUGGAUAGCUUGUUACCAAGCGAUUCCGACGUCCAGCUGGUCCCGCUUAUGGAAGAUACACACUUUUCCUGGGUUGGAAAUCAGCAACAGGUUGAGCAGAUGUGUGCGACUAUCAAGGAACAUCUCGUUCGCUAUUGA